AUGAAAACGGCAAAAGCAAACGCCGCGGUUAUCGACAGUUACUUGCAAGAAGAAUGCGCGGCAGCACGUAUCUCGUGUCCUGACGAGCGUAGAGCAGCGGAGGCUCACAUCAGCCCUAUGGAUGUAAUUCCAAAAGCUCACCAACCAGGUCGAUGGCGCCUUAUCGUAGAUUUGUUAUCCCCUCGCGCAGCGAGCGUCAACGACGGCAUUGCACCUAACUUGUGCUCCCUCUCAUACGUUAGUAUAGACGUGGCGGCACGGAAAAUAUGCGAGCUGGGAACAGGGGCUAUGAUGGCAAAGCUUGAUAUACAGAGCGCAUAUCGACAUAUCCCCGUUCACCCAGACGAUCGUCAUCUCUUGGGAAUAUCGUGGAAAGGCAAGGUGUACCUCGACCGAGCUUUACCUUUUGGCUUGCACUCGGCCCCCAAGAUAUUUUCUGCUGUAGCAGAUGCGCUAAUGUGGAUUAUGUCCUGCCGAGGCAUAACAGCCGGCAUGCAUUAUUUGAACAAUUUUCUAUUUUUCGGACGUCCGCAAGCAUCGGAAUGCGAUGAGAGCCUUGCAAAAGCAUUAAGCAUAUGCAACGAGCUAGGCGUGCCAGUAGCUACAAACAAGCUCGAGGGGCCCACAGCGUGCUUGACAUUUUUGGGUUUGCAGCUCGACUCGCAGGAUGGGAUCAUCAGCUUACCAGCCGUUAAGCUGCAGAAAGUAAAAUCCACAAUUGCGGAAUGGCUAACGCGCCGCGCCUGCACGAAGCGCCAGCUACUCUCUCUCUGA
Corticium candelabrum is the source of this 774-nucleotide messenger RNA. RefSeq lists its product as uncharacterized. The transcript has a single exon. The coding region runs from base 1 to 774 and encodes 257 amino acids. The record is from RefSeq and is a predicted model, not a curated record. Lineage: Eukaryota; Metazoa; Porifera; Homoscleromorpha; Homosclerophorida; Plakinidae.